AUGCUCGCUGUUUUCCGUCGAUCUUUGGUGCACAAACAUCUAUUUCGUGCUCGAUUAGCGCCUAAACGGACCCCGACGCAUACUCGAACUGUCUUGCCAAGGACUUUUACAACUUCAAUACCUCCACAAUCAACUCCAGCAGGCGGACAAAUUCAAAAUCGUCCAAAGAACAUCCUCAUCGUCAACAAACUACGAACGCAACCUGUUAUCCAUGCUAUAGCUGCCUUCCUUGACCACGUACAUGAAACUUACCCCGACGUGCGUGUAUUCCAUGAAGAUAGAGAUGAUAUACCUCAUGGAGCAGAGGUAUGGAAGCCGACCAGUCCAGAGAAAAUUGAUCUUGUCGUAACAUUGGGUGGAGAUGGGACAAUACUACACGCCUCUUCGCUUUUUAGCGCCGGUGCUGUUCCGCCAGUUUUAAGUUUUUCGAUGGGCACACUGGGAUUUUUGCUCCCUUUUCACAUUGAUGACUUCGACAGAGCACUGGAGAGUGUCUUUUCUGGAAGAGCAACCGUACUUCAUCGCAUGCGCCUUGCGUGUACAUUAUAUAACAAGGAUCUGUCGAAGAAAAGCAAGGACGGCGAUGAUUGGCAGGUCAUGAACGAAAUUGCUCUGCAUCGUGGCUCAAGUCCCCAUCUCAAUACAAUUGAUAUCUUUGUCGACGGUCAACAUCUUACUGAGGCAGUGUCGGACGGUUUGAUUGUAUCUACUCCAACUGGGUCUACAGCCUAUUCACUAUCUGCUGGAGGUCCAAUUGUGCACCCGUCUCUGAGUGCAUUGGUUCUUACUCCCAUCUGUCCCCGAAGCCUGUCGUUCCGGCCUCUUGUGUUCCCAUCUUCAUCGAUUAUCACGUUGCGAAUAGGUGAUCGUAGUCGCGCACCCGCAGGAAUUUCCAUGGACGGACGGUCGUCGCAUGUUCUUCAUCCUGGGGAAUCAAUAGUAGUUCAAGCGUCGCCCUUCCCAGUUCCAUGCAUAAACCGGUCCUCGAUUAUUUCAACAUCGGAUGUCGAGCAAAUGCGUCACAGCGAAGGCGCUGGACCCGGAAAGGAAGACGAUUGGGUCCGCGAUAUCAACAAUCUUCUCCAGUACAACGCAACCUUCAGAAGCAAAGCACUGCUGCGAUACUCUCGAACCUGA
Molecule: messenger RNA, 1137 nt
Organism: Psilocybe cubensis
Lineage: Eukaryota; Fungi; Basidiomycota; Agaricomycetes; Agaricales; Agrocybaceae
Exons: 8
Coding region: 1-1137 (378 amino acids)
Biological process (GO): NAD+ metabolic process; NADP+ biosynthetic process
Molecular function (GO): NAD+ kinase activity
Source: RefSeq, a predicted model, not a curated record